UGGUUGCCGGCGCCGGCGGUAGGCUAGAGUGCUUUUCCAUUUCGAAACAGUUCCAGUUAGAUAAGAAAAUACUGCAGACUUCGGCUUUGUCAUUGGUGUGUGCAUCUGGAUCUUCAGCUACUCCAACAACAUAUCUUGCAAUCUCUUAGUGCUUGAGAGAAUGGGUAAUCUCUUGGUGCCUGAGAGAACGGGUGGAUUGCUUCUGCAAAAUGCUUCUGCACUUGUUUC
Molecule: messenger RNA, 228 nt
Organism: Rubroshorea leprosula
Lineage: Eukaryota; Viridiplantae; Streptophyta; Magnoliopsida; Malvales; Dipterocarpaceae
Source: the annotation of a GenBank genome assembly